ACUCAACCAACGCCUUCAAGCGAUGCUCCAACUGCGUCUACUGGAGCUGUUCGACCGACUAGAGCAACCAACACAGGUGUUCGAUUGGAUCUUCGGGAGAUUGGGAAAAAGCUUUUCAACGGUGUAACGUAUAAUGUGAGCUACUUUUCCCUUUCUUAA
Messenger RNA from Rodentolepis nana, 159 nucleotides. Lineage: Eukaryota; Metazoa; Platyhelminthes; Cestoda; Cyclophyllidea; Hymenolepididae. The record is from the annotation of a GenBank genome assembly.